Molecule: messenger RNA, 6082 nt
Organism: Nipponia nippon (crested ibis)
Lineage: Eukaryota; Metazoa; Chordata; Aves; Pelecaniformes; Threskiornithidae
Source: RefSeq, a predicted model, not a curated record
AGAAUAUAAAACCGUGAAGAAAAGCGGCGAUUUUUAAGAAGACGUCAUGCUUUCUGCAACUCCCCUGUAUGGCAACGUUCAUAGCUGGAUGAGCAAUGAAAGGGUCCGCAUGUGUGGAAUUAAUGAAGACAGGAAAAUUCCCGUUAACGAUGGCGAUGCACCAAAAAGCAGACUGGAGUUGAGGGAAGAAAAUCACCUGAAUCACAGUGUGGUGGAUGCGACUACAGCACAUCGCAUUGACAGUCUCGCAGCUCUGAGUAUGGACAGGUCUGGACUCAUGCGAGAAGGACUCAGAGUCCCCAGUAGUAUUGUCUAUUCCAGCUUGUGCGGACUCGGCUCGGAAAAAUCACGAGAUGCUACGAGUUCGAUAGCCGGGCUUGGAUUUACUCCUGAAAGAAAUCCAGAGAUACAGUUUAAAUCUAAUCCCCCCGAAGCGGUAGAAAACGCAGCUGUCUCUGGAAAAGCCCCGAAUGGCUUCAGCGCUAUAUACAAAACGCCACCUGGAAUACAAAAAAACUCUGUCCCGACGGGGGAAACGCUGGGUUUGGACCGAGCUGCGGGUGACAAGCAGAGUCCCCUCGGUGUCAAUGGUGCUAGUUACCUAAGGCUCCCCUGGGUAAACCCCUAUAUGGAGGGCGCAACGCCCACCAUAUACCCUUUCCUUGACUCACCAAAUAAGUAUUCGUUGAACAUGUACAAGGCAUUGCUACCUCAGCAGUCCACCUACAGCUUACCGCAGCACCUGGCUUACUCGCCCGUAUGUACGAACGGUGAACGUUUUUUAUACCUGCCUCCCUCCCACUACGUUGCCCCCCACAUCCCUUCGUCACUGGCAUCACCCAUGAGGCUCUCGACUGCUUCGGCUUCACCGGCCAUCCCGCCUUUGGUGCACUGUCCGGAUAAGAGCUUGUCGUGGAAGAUGGGCGUCAGCCCCGGCACCCCCGUCGACGCGCACGCCCGCUCGCCCCGGCCGUCCCCCCGCCUCCCCCUGCCCGCCCAGGUCGGGGACGCCUACGCCGACUUCCACAAACACUUCCCCAGGAUCACCACCUCUCCCUCCUCUGCCGUUACCCUCCCAAAGCCCUACGUGAACGUCGGCGGCGAAUUUCCACCCUCCCGCCUCUCCAACGGGAAGCUUCCCAAAGGCAGCGAUGCCGGGGAGGCACCCCCGCCGGCCGCCCCCCAUGCGAGGAAAGCUGGCCACGACCGGAAAGACGGCAGGUCCCCCCCGCUCCUGGAAAAACAGACCCCGACCAAAGACGUCACCGACAAACCCCUGGACUUGUCGGCGAAAGUCGUCGACGCGGAGACUGCCAGCAAGUCAGACCACGGUAAGAAAAUGACGCCAACGGUGCUGGUGCACGGCAGGGCGGGAGGGGGGACGCACUUGCCCAGCAGCGACAUCGUUCAGAAAGAAACCAUUUCUCCCGGCAACGGCUGCCCCAUCUACAGACCUGAAAUUAUCAGCACGGCACCUUCCUCCUGGAUCGUUCCCGGUCCCAGCCCUGGUGAGGAGAGCGAGACCGCCCAGCUGAAAAACAAGGCGCUGGACUGGGUGAUCCCGCAGCAGCGGAGCUCCUCCUGCCCCAGGAUGGGCGGCACGGAGGCAGUCGUCGGCAGUGUUUCGGGGACGGUGUCGGCCGGGGGGCGGCCGGCGUCAGCGUCGCCAGCUCCCAACGCCAACGUGGAUUGCGCCAAGAUGGCCAGGAGCUCUGCAGAGAGCACCGCCUCGGUCAUACAGCACGUCGGGCAGCCAGUCGCCACCCCCGCAAAACACAGCAAUAAGGUGGCCAAAUCCUGCAGCCAGGAAGCCAACUUCAAGGCGAGCGAGACCGCCCUGGCCUCCAGCCCCAUCUUCCUGCCGCCCAACGAGGCGUUUCGCUCCCCGCCUCUGCCCUACCCCAGGAGUUACCUCCCGUACCCGGUGCCGGAGGGGAUAGCCAUCAGCCCUCUCUCCCUCCACGGGAAAGGACACGUGUAUCCGCACCCUGUCUUGCUGCCCAACGGCAGCCUCUACCCCGGUCACCUGGCUCCCAAACCCGGCCUCCCCUACAGCCUGCCGGCGGGGCGGGGGGAAUUCAUGACCUACCAGGAUGCGCUGGGGAUGGGGAUGGUGCACCCCAUGCUGCUGCAGCAUUCGGCUUUGGAGAUCAAUAAGGAGGAGAAGGCGGAAAGGAGGUCGCGGUCUCACGAGAGGGUCCGCUAUGAGGACCCGGCUCUGCGGGGUCGGUUGCCAGAGCUCCUGGAGAACAGCGGGAAGAUGCAUUUCGAAGUACCCGGCGACAAGAGCGUGAAAUUGCACCAGAGCUCCAGCCACGGUAAAAUCUCGGCCAAAAGCGACAAACACCUCUUCCCGGAUCUUCUGCGAGACGAGCAAGAGGUUAAAAGUGAAGCAAACGUAACGAAAGCCGGCUUUGCUACGGAAAGCAGUAAUCAGGCUAAUGACCCUACAAAGCACAAGGUAGAGCAGGCGUCGCAGCACAGAGAUUUUAUUGUAAUGAGAGAGGAGUUUGGAAGAAAUAAUGAUCUUCAUGAAACCUAUAAUUUCAAGCAAGCCCAGAGUUCAUCAGUGUUCGGCUUGAGGAAAGAAGAUUUAUCUGUGAGCCAGCCUAAAGAGAGAGUGACGGUCCAGCCUUCACCCGCUUUCUUGGAAAGCGCUCACGAGAGCGAUGCUCCAGCUCUGGCUUUUGGCAAAGUGCAGGAGGACGCGAAGCCAUUCUGCAUGGGGACCGCGCCACCGAGCAUGGACGCCAGCCAGACCUAUACCAAAGACGGAGCCGACGACGCAGAAUCUGCCGAUGGCAAAAUAUUGAAACCCAAGCCGUCUAAGUUGGCCAAGAGGAUCGCAAACUCUGCCGGUUACGUAGGUGAUCGAUUCAAGUGUGUGACGACCGAACUGUACGCAGACUCCAGCCAGCUCAGCCGGGAGCAGCGGGCGUUGCAGAUGGAAGGAUUACAAGAGGACAGUAUUUUAUGUCUACCUGCUGCUUACUGUGAGCGUGCAAUGAUGCGCUUCUCAGAGUUGGAGAUGAAAGAGAGAGAAGGCCAAACAGCUACCAAAGACUCAGAGGUCUGCAGAUUCAGCCAGGCAGACUGGGAAAACUUGAAAGGAAACAGUGAAAAGAAGCCAAAGUCUGUCGCUCUGGAAGAUGCCAUUGCUGACCAAAAUGACAAUGACAGAUGUAACUUUACUAGUACAGAAAACAACCAAGGUCACUUUCUUGAAACUCCAGAGGAAAAAGAUCUCUCAAAUGAGAAAUGUUAUUUAGAGAGGCAUUCUAUAUAUGAAAAAGCGGAAGACCAGCCAACAGAAGAUAUUGGCCAACAUCCAUGUCCCCGUCUGGACAGGAAGCGUAAACACUCUGGUGAGAGAGUGCAAAAUGAUGGCAGCCAAAAUGAAAACUUUGUGGAUGAGCUGCAGGAUGAGCUUAUAUCAAAAGCAAAAAAGAAGAAGAACUCCAAAGAUGACUGGCCUGAGAGGGAAAUGACAAACAAUUCCUCUAACCACUUAGAAGAGCCCAAUUGUAAUGAGGUGACCAACCUGAAGGUGUGCAUUGAAUUAACAGGGCUCCAUCCCAAAAAGCAGCGUCACCUGCAGCAUCUUAGGGAACUAUGGGAGCAGCAGGUGUCACCAGAGAGAUCCCCGUCCGGCAAGUUGGGCCGGCAAAGCAGGAAAGAUUUAGCUGAGGCUGUUCAGCCAGAGGCCACUGCAAAGGUCAAAGACUUCACAGAAGAAAGGCACACCAAGAAAAGGUCAGAGGCCAAAAGCAAUAGAAGUUGGUCUGAAGAGUCCCUCAAAACAAGUGACAAUGAACAAGGCUUGCCCGUAUUCCCAGUGUCUCCGCACAUGAAGAGCCUUUCAUCCACCAAUGCAAACAGCAAAAGGCAGGCUCAGCCAAGCUGUACUCCAGCCUCGAGGUUGGCUGCCAAACAGCAGAAAAUUAAAGAAAGCCGGAAGACAGAUGGGCUGUACACAGACGAAGAGGAGGAUUUCCAACAUGCAUCUCUGCUGCAGAAAUACAGCGAGUGUGAGAAGCCAUCAGGGAAACGUCAGUGUAAAACAAAACACUUGGCACUGCAGGAGAGGAGAAGGAGGUCAUCUCUGACAGGGGAUGACACCACAGAUAUCGAAAAUGCUGAAGAUAAGGUCACGAUAACGAGGAAAGUCAGGAAGCGACCAGAGCCUGCUUCAGACUGCGACUCCUCGCCAGCCAAGUCGUACGAGCAGAAGCUGUACGAUCGCCUGCAGCAGACUCCCUCAUUGCUACCCGUCUCGCAGCCCUCGCAGCUGCCGAUCGCAAGCCCCCCUCAGGAGACCACCCCGAGCCGGCCCAUGCCGCCCGAAGCACGGAGGCUUAUUGUCAAUAAGAACGCGGGGGAGACGCUGCUGCAGCGGGCGGCACGCCUGGGGUAUGAGGAAGUGGUUCUGUACUGUCUGGAAAACAAGGUGUGUGAUGUGAAUCAUCGUGACAACGCGGGUUACUGCGCCCUGCACGAGGCCUGUGCCAGGGGCUGGCUGAGCAUCGUGCGGCAUCUCCUCGAGUACGGGGCUGACGUCAACUGCAGCGCUCAGGAUGGAACCAGACCAAUCCAUGAUGCGGUCGAAAACGAUCACUUGGAAAUUGUCCGCCUGUUACUGUCUUACGGUGCUGAUCCAACGCUUGCGACCUACUCUGGGAGGACCAUCGUGAAAAUGACCCACAGCGAGCUCAUGGAGACCUUCCUCACAGAGUAUUUAACUGACCUGCAAGGUCGAAGUGUUGAUGACCCUGGUUUGUACUGGGAUUUCUAUGGCAGCUCUGUGUGCGAUCCAAAAGAUGAAUCUGGAUUUGACAUCUUGGCAAAUCCGCCCGGCCCAGGUGAUGAAGAUGAAGAUGGCUUUAGCGAUGUGUUCGAAUUUGAAUUUUCGGAUGAGCCUCCCUUGCCGUGUUACAACAUUCAAGUGUGUCUCUCUCAGGGACCACGAAACUGGCUUUUGCUCUCGGACGUGGUGAAGAGGCUAAAAAUGUCAUCUCGCAUCUUCCGCUGCAACUUCCCCAGUCUGGAAGUUGUGACCAUCACGGAGGCAGAGUUUUACAAACAGACUUCCCUCAGCCAGUUGUUCUCUUGCGCUACGGACCUUGAAGCUUUUAACCCGGAGAGCAAAGAGCUGUUGGACUUGGUAGAGUUUACAAGCGAACUCAAGACUUUGCUCGGCUCCUCGCUUCACUGGUUGCAUCCGCACGAGGACCCUCCCUUCGACAUCCUCUGGUGAACCAUCAGGCCAUUUAAUGUACAGUACUCUAUACAGUUACUUCUUUAUGUAUAUGUGUUCAAAUGCAAUUGUUUCUGUAAAGAAAGGACACUAUUAAAUAUGAAAAUAUCUUUCCUUUAUAUAAGAGAUCUGAAUUCCAGUUGGAUGGAUUUUGGAAGAAUUUUUUUUUAACUUCAAUCAGUUUUUACAAAAUUGUUAUAUAAUGUUUCUUUAAAUGCACACAGGCUUUGGGAUAAGUUUGUUAUUACUCGGAACACAUUUUUUUUUUUAAAGAACACACCCACACAUUGACUUUGUUUCAUACAAAGCACUGAUUACACAGAACAUACUUUUUCUAGGUGAUGUGAUCAAAGUCGUGUGGCUUGUUUGGGAGACAGAAUUCAGUAAGGCACUUGGUGAUAUUAUUUUUGUUUUUUUGUUUACAGAAUUACCUGCUUUGGCCAGGUAAGCACUAUUGAAUAUAAUUCAAUAGUUUGUAAUAUAAAUUAAACCAUAUCCAUACGCAUCAACUAAUUGUAAGAACUUUUAUAUCCUAAUUUAAAAGCUGUGAAAUUUAGUUUUCACACAUCAAACCGGAUUGUUUAUAUAUGUUUAAACAUUUUAUGCUCUUUAUUUAAAGAAGACUUUGAACUAUUUUUUCUGUACCUUGUAAAAUAUUGAAAAACUAACAUAUGUUGAAGUUGCUUGAAACUGUACAUAAACUAAAUUUUCUGAAUUGUGUGUUUAUGUUUGAGAUCUGUGUUUUAACUUUGUAAGUAAAUCUCCUGCCUUUGUAUUUAUAUUUUACAAAAAUUUUCUUAAAGGCAAUAAAACUGUUGAGAAAUGAAG